This is a messenger RNA of Quercus robur (English oak), 784 nucleotides long. Its product is annotated as 17.5 kDa class I heat shock protein-like. NCBI's taxonomy places the organism in Eukaryota, Viridiplantae, Streptophyta, Magnoliopsida, Fagales, Fagaceae. Gene Ontology annotation, biological process: response to salt stress; response to hydrogen peroxide; protein complex oligomerization. The transcript has a single exon. The record is from RefSeq and is a predicted model, not a curated record. Bases 160 to 615 code for a protein of 151 amino acids.
GAACCCAAAAAUCUCACAACAAAAAACAGGCCUAGACUACACUAGAAUCCUCCUAGUCAUCUUUAUAAAUACCCAACCAUCAAAUCCUUCAACCAUCGAAAAAAAUUCAGCAAAAAUCUGAGUCUCUGAAGUUAUUUACAACAACAUCAAAGUUCAAAAAUGUCGAUGAUUCCAAGCUUCUUCGGUGGCCAACGCAGCAAUAUCUUCGACCCAUUUUCUCUAAACGUAUGGGACCCAUUCAAGGAUUUCCCAACCCAAAUUUCCAAAGAGAAUUCUGCUUUCGUUAACACUCGUAUUGAUUGGAAAGAGACCCCAGGAGCUCAUGUGUUGAAGGCCGAUCUUCCUGGGCUAAACAAGGGGGAAGUGAAAGUCGAGGUCGAAGAUGACAGAGUGGUUCGGAUUAGUGGAGAGAGGAAGAUAGAGAAGGAAGACAAGAAUCACACGUGGCAUCGUGUCGAGCGGAGCAGUGGCAAGUUUGUGAGGAGUUUCAGGUUGCCGGAGAAUGUGAAGAUGGAUCAGAUCAAGGCUGCUAUGGAGAAUGGGGUUCUCACUGUUACUGUUCCUAAAGUGGAGGUGAAGAAACCUGAUGUCAAGGCCAUUGAAAUCUCUGGUUGAUUUUGUUUGUGGGUCAUGUUCUGUUAGCUUCAUGGAAUGGAAAAGUGUGUGUCUGCGUGUGUGUGUCUGUAUGUGUGUGCCUUGAGAAACAUGAUUAAUCUCAGCUGUGAAUGUUGUGUGUGCGAAGUGUUCGCUUAAAAUAUCUAUGCAAAUAAUACUUUUUGGCUAA